This is a messenger RNA of Setaria italica (foxtail millet), 2517 nucleotides long. Its product is annotated as wall-associated receptor kinase-like 8. The record is from RefSeq and is a predicted model, not a curated record. Lineage: Eukaryota; Viridiplantae; Streptophyta; Magnoliopsida; Poales; Poaceae. The transcript has 3 exons. Gene Ontology annotation, biological process: cell surface receptor signaling pathway; protein phosphorylation. Bases 7 to 2259 code for a protein of 750 amino acids. Gene Ontology annotation, molecular function: polysaccharide binding; protein serine/threonine kinase activity; ATP binding. Gene Ontology annotation, cellular component: plasma membrane.
UGGGAGAUGACGAUUACCGUCGUCUCACCCCGGCAGGUGACGAUCGGCAUGAUCGUCGUAGCACUCAAGUUGCAGUUCCUGGCGACAGUGCUGCUGGCAGGACCAGGACCGAUAACCCUGCCUGGCUGCCCAGAAACCUGCGGCGACGUGCGCGUGCCGUACCCGUUCGGCAUCGGCCAGGGCUGCUUCCACCAUGGCUUCAACCUCACCUGCGACGAGGAACAGCACCCGCCGAGGCUGUUCUUGGGCGACGGCGUGGAGGUGCUCGGCAUCUCCUUGCCGGACGGCACGGUACGCAUCCGGAUGAACAUUUCGUGGCUGGACCACGCCGAGUUCAACGGCUCGUGGUCAGUCCCCGCGCCCGCCGCCGGGCCCCUGAGGGUAUCGAGCGCGCGCAACUCCUUCGUGGCGUUCGGGUGCAACAUGGUGGCCAAGCUCAUCCCUUACAGCGCGCUCGGCGGCCCGACCGCCCAAUCCAGCGUCUGCGCCGCCGUGUGCUCGGAGACGCUCAGUGCCGCCUCGUGCUCCGGCGUCGGCUGCUGCCGCACCUCCAUCGCGUUCUGGGGGGAUCUCCCGUCGUACGGCGUCCAGGUUAGACACCUGGUAGGGCAAACCGAUAGCGGGUUGUUUCGUAGGGCAGUGUUCGUGGUUGAUCAGGACUGGUUCAGCAGAAACGAGGCCGAGAUGGCGAGCAACUACAGCAAGCUGGACUACGAAUACGAGAACGUAGUCAUGGCGGGCAGUGUUCCCGCGGUGCUGGAGUGGUCGUUGGACAUUGCACGCGACGAGGCCUUGUUUGUGCUGUCACCUAUAGGGCCCGGAUCUUCUGACUUCAGAUGCCUGAGCUCGAAUAGUUUUUCCUAUACCAUUGAUGGGAAUUACGACCGGAGACGGUGCAACUGUUCUGAUGGAUAUGAGGGCAAUCCCUACGUCAGUGAUGGAUGUCAAGAUAUUGAUGAGUGCCAACUGCCAGAUCUUUACCCAUGUCAUGGAACCUGCAUCAAUUUGCCUGGGACACACCGGUGCUCACCAAAGAAAAGCAUCUGGAGCCUUCCAGGUUUAAUUACAAUAAUAGCAAUCAGUUCUGGUUUUGGCCUACUAUUUUCACUUCUUGGUGUUGCCAAAAUCACAAAAAAACUCAAGCAACAAAGAGCCAAGAAGCUGAGACAAUUUUUUUUCAAGAGAAAUCAUGGGUUGCUUCUCCAACAAUUAAUCUCAUCAAACAAAGAUAUAGCUGAAAGGAUGAAGAUUUUCAGCUUAGAAGAACUAGAGCAAGCAACAAACAAAUUUGAUCAGAAUCGUAUCCUUGGACGUGGAGGCCAUGGCACAGUCUAUAAAGGCAUCUUAUCUGAUCAACGUGUUGUUGCCAUUAAAAAGUCCAAAAUUGUGGUUCAAAGGGAAAUUGAUCAGUUCAUAAAUGAGGUCGUCAUACUUUCACAGACUAAUCACAGAAAUGUGGUGAGACUCUUUGGUUGUUGCCUAGAGACAGAAGUUCCUUUACUUGUCUAUGAGUUCAUAUCGAAUGGAACCCUAUCAUACCAUCUUCAUGGACAGAGUGAAAAUCCUUUGCCAUGGAAAGACAGACUGAGGAUUGCACUAGAAACUGCAAGGGCCAUUGCGUAUCUACACUCUGCCGCUUCCAUAUCUGUGUUCCAUAGAGAUAUUAAAUCUGCAAAUAUACUACUCACUGAUAAUUUAACCGCUAAGGUAUCAGAUUUUGGAGCGUCAAGAUCAAUCUCAAUAGAUGAGACAGGAAUACUUACAGCCAUCCAAGGAACUCACGGGUACCUUGAUCCCAUAUACUACUACACCAGCCGACUCACAGAGAAGAGCGAUGUCUACAGCUUUGGCGUUAUUUUAGCAGAACUUCUGACAAAGGUUACACCAGUUUUCUCUUCUCAUUCAUCAGAGGUCACAAGUUUAGCAUCACACUUCGUGUCAUUGAAAAGAGAUAAUCGCUUAUGGGAUGUUCUAGAUCCACAAAUUAUUGAAGAGGGAGGGGCUGAAGAUGCCGAAGUGAUUGCAAAUAUCGCAGAAACAUGCUUAAGCUUAAAAGGUGAAGAAAGGCCUACAAUGAGGCAAGUGGAGACAAAACUUGAAGAUGUGCAAGGCUCAAAGGUCCAUCCCAAUUCUAGGAUAACAAGAACAAGCCAAAACGCUCCACAAGAUAAGUCGUUCAAGGGGAACAGAGGCAGUGAAGGAACUAGACAAUACAGUUUGGAGAAAGAGUUCAUACAAUCAUCUGAAAUUCCAAGAUGAUUCUUAUGCACUGUGUGAGUUUAUUUAGAAGUUUUCAGUUUCGUAUGCACUUUUGCGCCUCCAGAACACCAAUGAUUGAUGUAUAACCAUGAAAUUAGUAGUAACCAGUAAAUAAACAAAUAGGGGUGGGAAAUAGGAGAGUGAGGGGGUUGUUUUCCUGUACUGUUGAAAUAUCAGUAUUUAAAAUAGCAAUGGGAAAGUUCUGUAAGAACUACUAUUAUAUGCAGACAAAUAACAACGGAUAUCCAUGAAUGUACA